This is a messenger RNA of Vicia faba (fava bean), 255 nucleotides long. Lineage: Eukaryota; Viridiplantae; Streptophyta; Magnoliopsida; Fabales; Fabaceae. The record is from the annotation of a GenBank genome assembly.
AUGGAUGAAAAUGCUCAAGCUGACCCUAAUCUAGCAAUUCAAACUGGAGAUACUUCUGCGCAACAGAUAAUUUCUUCAACUCCUGUUGAAGCUGCUUCUGGAUCUGCUACUGAUCUUGUGGCUACUUUUGGGAUUGAGAAGUUGUCUACUUCUGCUUCUGAAGAUGUGAUCAUGAAAACUCUAGAUGAAAUCAAGAAGGAAAAUGAUAUGGUGAGAACUCGUUUGGACAAGCAAGAUGAGAUGUUUAAAGCUUGA